Messenger RNA from Bombina bombina (fire-bellied toad), 2364 nucleotides. Its product is annotated as phospholipid scramblase 2. The transcript has 9 exons. Gene Ontology annotation, cellular component: plasma membrane. The record is from RefSeq and is a predicted model, not a curated record. Gene Ontology annotation, molecular function: phospholipid scramblase activity. Bases 242 to 1243 code for a protein of 333 amino acids. Lineage: Eukaryota; Metazoa; Chordata; Amphibia; Anura; Bombinatoridae. Gene Ontology annotation, biological process: plasma membrane phospholipid scrambling.
GCCUAUCCCAACAUCCCGCCUAGUUUUUCCUUAAUACGGUUAACUACCCACCCUCUCCGUUUUGCAUAUCAAGUUAUCAACAAACGCUCCUAUUUUUGGCUAACGCCCAGCCUGUGCACGCCUCCUGCAUCCUGUUUGAUUUAUUACAUAGUUCUCUUCCUCAGGUUAGGCAAUACUAUAUGACGGAUAUAUUGUUUGUUAACUGCAGUCUGUUACAGGAGGUUUAAUUUUCAGCAGCAACAUGGAAAUGAAAGGUGACCCGGUUGCAAUGAAUCCUGGACCAGGGUUCCAGAUUCCAGAAAAUCCAGCCCAAGGAUUUCCUCCUGCCGGGUACCCCACUCCUGGUUAUCCUGGCUAUCCUGCUUAUCCUGGCUAUCCUCCUCCUGAUAUGCAGCCCCCCUAUGCAUAUGGUCAGGUUCCUCAGGGAGCAUUCCAAGGUGGUCAGCAUCCUCAGGGAGCAUUUCAAGGUCCACCUGGUCAGCCACCCUAUGUUGCUUAUGGAGGACCACAUCCUAUCCAAAACCAACCAAUGGGACCUGGUCCCACGCCAUCUGCAUGGAUGCCAGUCCCUGAGACAAUCCCCAAUUGCCCGCCAGGUCUAGAAUAUUUGAGCCAGAUUGACCAGCUUUUGGUUCAUCAACAAGUUGAGUUACUUGAAGCCUUGACGGGAUUUGAAACUAAUAACAAAUAUGAAAUAAAAAAUAGCAUGGGGCAAAAAGUCUAUUUUGCUGCGGAAGAAAAUGAUUGCUGUAAUCGCAACUUUUGUGGAUCUGCUAGAUCAUUUGCCAUAACAAUUGUUGACAAUACUGGUCGGGAAAUUAUUAGAUUACACAGACCUCUUCGAUGUUCCUCUUGUUGUUUUCCAUGUUGUCUUCAGAAGCUUGAAGUGGAGGCUCCUCCAGGAAAUCCUAUUGGUUAUGUUGUUCAGAACUGGCAUCCCUGUUUGCCCAAAUUUACAAUUCAGAAUGAAAAAGGUGAAAACGUGCUUAAAAUCCGUGGGCCUUGUAUUCCUUGUAGCUGCUGCUCAGAUGUAAACUUUGAGAUAAAGACACUGGAUGAAACAUCUGUUGUUGGAAAAAUUUCCAAGCAGUGGACCGGGCUUAUAAAAGAAUCGUUUACAGAUGCCGACAACUUUGGAGUCCAGUUUCCUAUGGAUCUUGAUGUGAAAAUUAAAGCAGUUGUGCUUGGUGCUCUAUUCCUUAUCGAUUUCAUGUUUUUCGAACACUCAGAUAAGAAGAAUUAAAAGCCUGGAUAAUGUACCGUGGUCUACCUCAUAUUACAGUUUAAUUUUUAAUUUUAGGUUCAACUUUCUACAGUGUAAUGAAAAUGUGAAUUAUUUUUUUUUAUACCAAAAAAUGGUCUUUUAACAAAAUCCAAUAUCCUGCUUUAGGCACCAAUAAUGGGAAGUAUAAUGUAUGUAAAUAAAAUGGGAUUUGACUUUAUAAUUAUUUUGUAAACUUUACAUUGGAAAACUUGAUAUGCAUGUGUGCAAAUGCUCUUUCAGGUUAAUUUUUAUCAUUUAAAGUGUAUUUUACGCACACAGUAUUGACCAAUGCAAGAAUAGUUUAUUUUUUUCUCAUAUGACAUAACAAAGUUAAAAAUAAAUUAAGCUGUUUGUUAAAAUUUUCCAUUCCAGGCAUGAAGCUAAGAAUGUUACAUGUUAUUCAUUUGUUUCUUCAAGUUAUCUCAAAAGUCUUGUAUAUGUUUAAUUUUCCAUAGUGUAAAUAUUGUCUUAGGGAUUUUUAUAUACUAUAUAUGAUAUGAAUGCAGAAUAGGCCCAAGUCAUUUUUAAAAUGAGAGGAUGUAGCUAGAUGAAAAGAUUAAUUUUCAAAAGGUUAAAGGGUGCCCAUCUGUUAGUUUCAAUAACAUAUCUGCUGGUUGGGUUAAACACUACCUUUUUAAUAUUAUAAAAUUGAUAUUUAAGAACGUAAAUACUCUUGUCUGAAACCUGCUCUUUAUUUCACAGCUGAGGGUUACUAGAGUCUAGUCCCAGAUCAAUAUAGAUAUUACAAUGAGAGCUAGCAUUCCUAAAAACCCUGAAUGUAUUGUGCUGGAUAAACAACUUAAAGGGAUAUUAACCCCUCAUUUUUUCUUUCAUGAUUCAGAUAGAGCAUGCAAUUUUAAGCAACUUUCUAAUUUACUCCUAUUAUCAAUUUUUCUUUGUUCUCAUGUUAUCUUGAUUUGAAAAAGCAGUAAUAAAAGGUUAGGAGCCGGCCCAUUUUUUAGUUCAGCACCUUGGUAGAGCUGCUGAUUGGUUUGCUACAUUUAGCCACAAAUCAGCAAGUGCUACUCAUGUGCUGAACAAAAAAUGGUCUGGCUCUAAAGCUUACAGUACUGCUUUUUCAAAUCAAGAUAGCAUGAGAA